CUGACCCUUUUAGUUUCACUUUCUUAUUAUAAGAAUUCAGUGAGUUCAGAGAAUAUUUCAAGAGUGAAAGUAGAUGCUUCGACAGACACGGUACAGAAGCAGAAUUACAUUGAAGAUCAGAUGAUCUUUGUGAGGCUCUGCAGCGUCAAUUAAAAUUGGAAAUGAGCAACAAGGUAAACUGUCUGCCACCUGCAGAUGCAGAUGCACCCCAAGAUGCGACUAACGAGGCUACUGAUGAGGCUAGUAACGACGACACUGAAUUUAACAACCUUACAAGAGCAGAUGGAAACCAUCCCACAGCCCCCAAGAAUGUUGAACAUGAAAGCAAAACUGAAGAGAAAAAUAGCACUACUGCUCCAGAGAUGACCAACCAGCCAUGCCCAUCUGCAGCACAAACACCUGCAGAUGCUGUUAACGAUGCUGAUGAACGUCCUCCAGGUCUCAAGAACUAUGUGAUUGCAAAGCAACUUAAACAGCAGGACUAUCCAACAAGGUCGACGAUGGACAAAUUCUUCACUGUUGUGAUUGGGAAUACUCUGGGGUCUCAUGAGAAAUUAAUUCAUCGUCUCGCUGCCAAAAAACACUUAACUGUAGUGACAUCACUAGAGGAGUGUGAUGUCAUCCUGGCUUUCUGUCCUCUUGUCUCUCGUGCUGGGACUGAUAUUGAAGCAGCACUGGAGCAGAUUCCAGCUGGUAAACCUGUCAUCCUGGUAGUGCUGCAUCACACCUUCGAUCCAGACUCCACUGUAUCUAACAGUAGCAGACUAGUGACCAGAGGUGAUGUAAUACUCACAGUGGACUGUCUCUUCCAUGAGAACCAGGGACUACUGGAGUGUCCUCGCAAUGAAUCAGUGUUAAAAGACAUUUUGAAGAAGCUUGACAUACUUCCUGAGACUAAAAAGAAAGCAGGAGCCAAUAGGGCUCAGGAGUGGCAAACUGUACAGCCAAUGGAGACAGGCCUUUGGGACAUUUUCCUCAACAACUACUGUUGCUGUUUUCUACACUCAAGAUUAUGUCCUACAGAGGGCCAGAACACUCCCCUUAUCCAAGAUGAGAGGACAGGGGCCCAUCAUACAAUUGAAAAGGGGGAAUAGACACAUGAAUCUCAAUCAUCACUAUAACAUGUCGUGGUAUAUGCUCUUUCCAAGCCGUGUUCCUGUAUAUUUACUUUAUGUGUAGGCCGCGGAUACAGCAUCAAACAAAAACAAGAAAUGUGUGCUUAAAAUACAAUUUAUACAUUGAUAAUGACUGAGAUGGUUAUACCUGUGAUAAAACAAUAUAUGCAAUAGUAUAAACUGGGUAGUUUGGCUCCUGGAUGAAGAUUAGCUGAAAACUGUUGUAUAUGAGACAUUUGUGCCACGUUCACGUGCUGGUCGGAACUCAGAAAUGUCAGUUUGCUAACUGGUUGAAUACAACCAGUUAGCAAGUCGAAAAUGUCCAAGUUUCUUAGUUCUGACUAGCACAUGAACACUGCCUAUAAACCUGGUAGUCUAGGUCCUGGAUGCUGAUUUGUUGAAAGCUGCGGUAUAUCAGACAAUAUACCAUGGGUAUGACGUAGAAUUACUUGUUUACUGUUCUAAUUAUGUCGGUAACCAUUUUAUAAUGGCAAUAUUGCACCUUGAGGGUUUGUGGUAUAUGGCCAAUAUACCACGGCUAAAUCAAAUCAAAUCAAAUCAAAUAUGGCCAAUAUACCACGGCUAAGGGCUGUAUCCAGGCACUCCACUUUGCUCUGUGCAUAAAAACAGCCCUCAUGCUUUGUUCGUGACCAAGUUGGGAUUGACCACAUAUGACUGGGAAAAAUCCACCUGAACGGCCCUCCAACUGGUCAUUACUAGUGGGAAACUCGUCCAUCAUCCUGAUCUCCCACUUCUCCCACAUGCUGACCUCUGGCAUCACCUAUUAAGGAAAUUACCUCUGUGACAGCAUUUUCAACAGUUAAAUGCAAAAAACAAAACAAUUCAUAAAAGCUUAAUAGUUACAUGUUUUUAAACUAUAAUUUGUUUACAAGCAUGAUAGCUGUACUUUUAGUUGAUGGUUUACGCAGCUCGUUGGCCAUUAGCCAAUCAGCGUUUCUAAACUAGUUCAAAGCGCGUGAAUGGUAAAUUCCCACCUCCAUCUUGGUUAUGAAGGCAGCAUCAGCUGUGGUAUACUGGCCACAUACCACACCCUCUUGGGCUUUAUUGCUUAAAUAUUAUACUGUACAUGCCUUAAACAUUACUAUGCCUAAUAUAUGAGCCGCUUAUUAUUUUUUUCUUUAACCAAUCAAUAUUAACAAUGCUAUUUGACCUUUAUUUUGUCAGAAAAUGGUGUAUUGUUGUGACAAUAAUGACCUUUUGUGCAAGAAACUAAUAAAAAUGAAUAGAUAAAG
Molecule: messenger RNA, 2368 nt
Organism: Oncorhynchus kisutch (coho salmon)
Lineage: Eukaryota; Metazoa; Chordata; Actinopteri; Salmoniformes; Salmonidae
Exons: 12
Coding region: 162-1094 (310 amino acids)
Source: RefSeq, a predicted model, not a curated record